AGUCAUGGAUCCUGUGAGCCCCGGGCCCGGGGAGUUCCCAAGGUCUUUGGAGCAAUCCGCAGGCUCGGACAAUCGGCUGUUUCUCGUGAAAGGUGGAAUUUUUCUUGGUACAGUUGCUGCUGCAGGAAUGGUGGCUGGUUUUGUUACAACUCUGUCACUGGCUAAAAGGAGAAGCCCUCAAUGGUUCAAUAAGGGAAUUACUGCCACCGCUGCUUUACCCGAGAGUGGUUCUUCACUUGCCCUACGAGCAUUGGGUUGGGGUUCUCUUUAUGCAUGGUGUGGAGUUGGUAUAAUCAGUUUUGCAGUCUGGAAAGUUUUAGGAGUUCACAGUAUGAAAGACUUUCAGAGUAAAAUGCAAUCAAUAUUUCCAAUGAUUCCCAAGAACCCUGGGUCAUCUGUUGAGUGGGAGGAAGCACUGAAAUCCAAAUGAGAUGAGCAUGAAAGAAUUCCAAAGUGAUUGUUACAGGGAAAGUAGCUUGGAAAUGCCAAAAUAUCCAUCUUCUUUGAAGGAAAAAGAUCAAAUUGAUUUCUACUCAGGAAAGUGAACAAAUCAUUGAUGGAACAUGGACUCUGGCUGUCAGCAUCUUCACUGAAGUCUGUGAAAACUCAAAGUCAUUCUGCAUUUGCUUUAUCUUGGAAAUGAAUGGGAAUGGGACAUGUUUUCCAUGACUUAGAGAGUUGUAGUAAAGAAUAUUAGUUUGUAGGUAAAUAACUUCCCUUUGUGGAUGAUAUAGUAGUAUAGAAAAUUAGGUAUAUUUCUAUAAACUUUAAAAAUAAGUUUCUAAUUUGAAAAGCUAAAUUUUAUCAUAAAUAUUCUAAAAAAUACUCUUUCUAAACCUUUGUUACAUCUCACUACCAGCUUAGAAGAUCAAGCUAAAAAUUAAAAGCAGUCCAUUUUUAGAAUUUAAAAAAUAACUAAAAAAUUUUGGACUGUAAACUCCUCAAGCGCAGAGGACUAGACUGGCUUUUGUUGUUCUCUGUAUCCCCAGAGCUUAGUACAAUGCCUGGCAUGUAGUAGGUGCUUAAUAAGUGCUAGUUAGCUAACAUAACCAUAGCUAACAAUGAAAUAAUAGUGGCUCAAUCUUUUAAAAUAAAUGAGUUUAUUCCAAGA
Molecule: messenger RNA, 1111 nt
Organism: Gracilinanus agilis (Agile Gracile Mouse Opossum)
Lineage: Eukaryota; Metazoa; Chordata; Mammalia; Didelphimorphia; Didelphidae
Gene: TMEM242
Product: transmembrane protein 242
Exons: 4
Coding region: 5-430 (141 amino acids)
Source: RefSeq, a predicted model, not a curated record